This is a messenger RNA of Rhizopus microsporus ATCC 52813, 1953 nucleotides long. RefSeq names its product glucoamylase A precursor. Bases 15 to 1832 code for a protein of 605 amino acids. The transcript is spliced from 5 exons. The record is from RefSeq and is a predicted model, not a curated record. NCBI's taxonomy places the organism in Eukaryota, Fungi, Mucoromycota, Mucoromycetes, Mucorales, Rhizopodaceae. Gene Ontology annotation, cellular component: fungal-type vacuole. Gene Ontology annotation, biological process: polysaccharide metabolic process. Gene Ontology annotation, molecular function: glucan 1,4-alpha-glucosidase activity; protein binding.
CAAUUAUUUGAAUAAUGAAGUUAAUGAACUCGUCGAUGAAGACCUGUGUCUUCUUUAUUCUCUCCUACUUUUCUUUGUUGGUCUCUUCUGCUGCAGUCCCUACUAGUGCUGCUGUACAGGUUGAAUCUUACAAAUAUGAUGGCACUACCUUCUCUGGUCGUAUCUUUGUUAAAAACAUCGCCUACUCAAAGGUAGUCACUGUCAUUUAUUCUGAUGGCUCUGAUAACUGGAACAACAACAAUAACAAGAUUUCUGCUGCUUACUCUGAAGCUAUCUCUGGUUCAAAUUACGAAUACUGGACAUUCUCUGCCAAGUUGAGUGGUAUCAAGCAAUUCUACGUCAAGUAUGAAGUAAGUGGCUCUACCUACUAUGACAACAACGGUACGAAGAAUUAUCAAGUCCAAGCAACAAGCGCUACCUCUACUACUGCUACUGCUACUACUACUACAUCCACCAGCACUACUACCACUAGCACUGGCCCAACAAGCACUGCCUCCGUCUCUUUCCCCACUGGUAACUCUACUAUCUCAUCUUGGAUUAAGAACCAAGAAGAAAUUAGCCGUUUUGCCAUGCUUCGUAACAUCAAUCCUCCCGGAAGUGCCACAGGAUUUAUUGCCGCUUCUUUAUCUACCGCUGGACCAGACUACUACUAUUCUUGGACCCGUGAUUCUGCAUUGACAGCCAAUGUGAUCGCAUAUGAAUACAACACCACCUUCGCUGGUAACACCACCCUUUUGAAAUACCUCAAGGACUACGUCACAUUCUCUGUCAAGUCCCAAUCCGUUUCUACUGUCUGUAACUGCCUUGGUGAACCCAAAUUCAACGCUGAUGGCUCUAGCUACACUGGUCCAUGGGGAAGGCCCCAAAACGAUGGACCUGCUGAGCGUGCUGUUACUUUUAUGCUGAUUGCUGACAGCUACCUUACUCAAACAAAGGACGCUUCCUAUGUUACCGGUACCUUAAAGCCAGCUAUCUUUAAGGAUUUGGAUUAUGUUGUUAGCGUAUGGUCAAAUGGAUGUUAUGACUUGUGGGAAGAGGUUAAUGGUGUUCAUUUCUACACUUUGAUGGUUAUGCGCAAGGGUUUGAUUCUUGGUGCUGAUUUUGCUGCUCGUAAUGGUGACUCUUCUCGUGCUUCUACCUACAAGAACACUGCUUCCACAAUGGAAUCUAAGAUAUCCAGUUUCUGGAGUGACUCCAACAACUAUGUUCAAGUCAGUCAAAGCGUUACUGCUGGUGUCAGCAAGAAGGGUUUGGAUGUUUCUACUCUGCUGGCUGCAAACAUUGGUAGUCUUCCAGAUGGUUUUUUCACUCCUGGUUCUGAAAAGAUCCUUGCUACUGCUGUCGCUCUUGAAAAUGCCUUUGCUUCAUUGUAUCCCAUCAACUCUAACCUUCCCUCAUACCUCGGUAACUCUAUUGGAAGAUAUCCUGAAGACACAUACAACGGUAAUGGUAACUCUCAAGGUAACCCAUGGUUCUUAGCUGUCAAUGCCUACGCUGAGCUCUACUACCGUGCCAUCAAGGAAUGGAUCAGCAAUGGUAAGGUUACUGUGAGCAACAUCAGCUUGCCCUUCUUUAAGAAAUUCGACUCCUCUGCUACUUCUGGAAAGACUUACACUGCUGGCACUUCUGACUUUAACAACCUUGCUCAAAACAUUGCCUUGGGUGCUGAUCGCUUCUUGUCCACUGUCAAGUUCCAUGCCUAUAACAAUGGCUCUUUGUCUGAGGAGUAUGAUCGCUCUACUGGUAUGUCCACUGGUGCCAGAGAUUUGACUUGGUCCCAUGCCUCUUUGAUCACUGCUGCUUAUGCAAAGGCUGGCUCUCCUGCUGCUUAAGUUACAAUGUCUUUUAUAUCUUGAAAUAAACUCUAUUUCCUUAAACCUUUAUACAUUUUGACUAUAUAUAAUGAGAGUAGUUACUGUGCUCAACUGUGGCUUUUAUACAGUUAAAUAAAAU